UACAAAGACUCAUUCAUCCAAGAUGUAUCGGCUCUUGGGUGGUUUGAAGGACUAUUUCAAAGUCCAAGACAUUAAGACUGACAAUGCCGUCUUCAGAUUGCACAAUUUAUUCACCACAGCAAUUCUGUUGACAUGCAGUAUGAUCAUCACGGCGACCCAAUUCGUCGGCAACCCCAUCCAGUGCAUAGUCAACGGCAUACCAGUGCAUGUCGUCAAUACCUUUUGCUGGGUCACGUCCACGUUCACCAUGCCCGACGCGCAUAAAAGACAGGUCAAACACUUGAAUCAAAGUAUGAUAAAUUCUGGCCACAUACCUCAUCCUGGUAUUGGUCCAUCCCGCGAAGAUGAGGAAAUUAUUCGACAUGCGUAUUACCAGUGGGUGCCUUUCGUGCUGUUUCUGCAAGCCCUGAUGUUCUAUUUACCUCAUUACGUCUGGAAACAAGCAGAAGGAGGAAGAAUGAAAGCUUUUGUAAAUGCUUUACAAGUUGUCGCCUUAUCUGAAUAUGCCGAGGACGAUGUUCAACUCGGAAACAGAUCUAUUCCAUCCAAAAACAAAACCAAAGGUGUUAUGAUUUCAGCAAGAAAAAAUUUUUUAGCACGAGUUCAUCUGAUGAGACCUUGGAGUGUUUGGCUAGUAUGUUGCGAACUUGCAAAUGCAGUUAAUGUGGUUCUGCAAUUUUUGGUAACUGAUGUUUUCCUUAGCGGAACUUUUAGAAAUUUGGGAUCAAGAGUGGCAUCUCAAUCGAUGGAUGAAAUGGACUAUCUGGAUAUUGCUUUUCCGAAGGUCACAAAGUGCGACUUCUACAAAUUUGGUCCAUCCGGUAGCAUACAACGGCACGAUGCUCUCUGUGUGAUGGCUCUUAACAUCAUUAAUGAAAAAAUAUUCACAUUCUUAUGGUACUGGUAUAUAAUCCUAUCAAUAUGCACCAUUUUCGGCCUGAUCUACAGACUGAUGGCAUUCGUGAUGCACGCGCGUUCUUCCUGGUUCAACCGUUAUCUGUUCCAAUAUGCGGCGCCUUCGUCAAAAGAUUACUGGUCGAUGAUCGAACUAACGAAACAAAUGCAUUUCUCAGACUGGCUCUUCCUUUAUUACUUCGCCAAAAACGUAGAAUCAUUUGUCUUCCGGGAUUUCUUUUUGGAUUUGGCAAGAGAGAUGGACGAACGCAAAAAACCACAUGAACAUGAGGAGGAGUUGUUGCCACUUUGA
Messenger RNA from Ctenocephalides felis (cat flea), 1207 nucleotides. RefSeq names its product innexin inx1-like. Bases 23 to 1207 code for a protein of 394 amino acids. Gene Ontology annotation, cellular component: plasma membrane; gap junction. Gene Ontology annotation, biological process: phototransduction. NCBI's taxonomy places the organism in Eukaryota, Metazoa, Arthropoda, Insecta, Siphonaptera, Pulicidae. The transcript is spliced from 5 exons. The record is from RefSeq and is a predicted model, not a curated record. Gene Ontology annotation, molecular function: gap junction channel activity.